AGUGUCCCCGUUGCAAUAUCCUGUUCCUUUGUAGUUCCACAACACACAUGUAUCUCCGCGGUAACUUUAACGUAGCUCUCUGAACACUUUGCUGACAUGAGCGCUGAUAACUGUGGUGGAAAUGUGUGUGUGCCUCUGCGGAAUCUACUGAACUCAAUCCAGUGUGUUAGGGAUCGAGUCAGAGAGGGAGAGUCCAAUGAGUCAGAUGGAGCGUUCAACCUCUCCAACUUCUGGGACACUCUGAACCAGGCAGUGAAGGCCGUGUCCCAGGAAGCCACUAAACUCAGCCUGGUGUUCUCAAAACCUCCGCUGCCGUCACAACAGGAUGGAGAAAAGUUAGCAGAUUCCAUCCUCAAGAGUGUCCUGACUUUGUCUACAGUGUAUUACUGGCUACCAAAGAGCCAAGGUGUCAGUCUGCGGCGACAGGUCAGAGACGCCACAGUCGAGGUUCUGGAGGGAGUCGCCCAGCUGGUGGAGGUCAUCCUGAGCUCACCGCUGCAGAGUCUGACCCAGGAACAGUUGACCUCAACAGGAGGUGUGUGGGCAGCCUGCGACCAGUUUGCCCAGUUGCCCCAAGAUAACAAGGCAGCAGUGCUGGUGGUUCUGUCCUCUCAGAUUGGUGUUGUAAAAGAUGCCAUACAGGAAAUAGAACAGGCGUUAGCCGAUGAACACGACCCAUUCAGUGACGUCCUCGAUGAUGACGAGGAAGGACAGGAGCCUCGAGGCAACCAAGACACUUACUGGUCUGAGAAGGACCGGCGCGUGAUUGGCCCGUGCCAGGGGCUGAUGAAAGCGUCCGCAGCUUGCCUGAGGAAGCUGACGUCAGCCGUCAAAGCCAAUGGUGACGUCGCCACACCACAGAACCUGGCUCAGCUCGACGACUUAGCCGACGUCACCAUGGAAAUCAGCCCUGGUGUUGAUGAUCUGGCUCUUUGUCUCUACCCGCCCAUGGACUACAGCGGAGUGGAGAGCAACGUGUCUAAAUUGGCAGCUCAGUUGAAGAAGGUUCUGGGGAUCAUCAGGUCCAGUCACGUUUGUGGGGAAUCACAGCUGACCUGGGUUCAGUUCUUAGAUGGAGCCGUAGAUCACAACCUGCAAAAAGCCAAAGAACUAAUUCACCAAGACAGCUAGUGUUUCUGUGGGGAUAAAUUACACACAGGGUGUUUUGUGGAUUUGUGUGCCACUUUGUUGAAAGAAGUGUGUGUGUGUGUGUGUGUGUGUGUGUGUGUGUGUGUGUGUGUGUGCGUGCGCGCGUGCGUGUGUGGGUGGGUGUGUAUUAAAACAAAGUAUCUGUGUUCUGACAUGAACGCCUCUGUGGAAAGAAGCUCCCUUACAUCAUGCUUCGUACCUCUGCAUAGUUACUCUACGUUUGGCUGUUUGGCAGAUGCACACACAAGCUGCUCCAGGAACAGAAACCAGCUGGGUUAAUUAAAAUACCAAGCAAACCUCUUUAAUUGUUUUGAACUGUUGGCUGUCAAAGACCAGGAAAAACAGAACAGACGCAUAGUGAAGUUUCGCACUUUUCUUUUAUCUCCUGCCUGAAAAUUUCCCACAAAGAGAAGUUCAGCUACACUUGGCAAAUAUUAAAAUAAAAAUAUAAAGGUGUA
Molecule: messenger RNA, 1607 nt
Organism: Scatophagus argus
Lineage: Eukaryota; Metazoa; Chordata; Actinopteri; Scatophagidae
Gene: ccndbp1
Product: cyclin D-type binding-protein 1
Exons: 11
Coding region: 97-1131 (344 amino acids)
Biological process (GO): regulation of cell cycle
Cellular component (GO): nucleus
Source: RefSeq, a predicted model, not a curated record